Pollicipes pollicipes is the source of this 3234-nucleotide messenger RNA. RefSeq names its product adhesion G protein-coupled receptor L3. The coding region runs from base 244 to 3234 and encodes 996 amino acids. NCBI's taxonomy places the organism in Eukaryota, Metazoa, Arthropoda, Thecostraca, Pollicipedomorpha, Pollicipedidae. The transcript is spliced from 15 exons. Gene Ontology annotation, biological process: G protein-coupled receptor signaling pathway; cell surface receptor signaling pathway. Gene Ontology annotation, molecular function: G protein-coupled receptor activity. Gene Ontology annotation, cellular component: plasma membrane. The record is from RefSeq and is a predicted model, not a curated record.
CUUGCGUUGGUGGCUGCGUGUGUGGGUGGCUUCGUGAAGGGCAGUUCCGUGAUUGUGUUGCUCAUCUAAUCGGCGCGCUACGGUUGCAUCGCGAGGUUGUGACCAAUACUUGUACUGGACGUUUCACAACCCACACCGAGGCCUGGCAGCGUUGUUUGGCGAGCUCAGUCUGUGGCGCACCCGAGCUAACCCGGCCCCUGGCGGUAGGGGCAUGAUACCGGCCGUCCGCGCUGCGCCGUCCCCAUGAGACUUCUGCCGCCGCUACUGCUGCUGCUGCUGGUGCUGGAGCACGUGCAGCCGGCGACAGCCCAGCCGCGUCUGCUGGGGUGCCGGGACGUCGCUGUGGAUGAGCUGUUGCCGCGCGCCGCCUUCAGCGCCUUCGGCGACAGCGACAACUGCGCCGCUCGCUGCGGCCAGCAAGCAGCGCUGCUGGCCGCAGUCAGCGCCAGUUGGUGCUUCUGCCUGAAUCAGCCGGCAGCGGCGGCCAAUCUGACGUCCCGCUGCGAUGGCCCGGCGCCGUCCGGCCGCGAGAUGCUGCGCUUCUUCUCCCUUCCGGGGCCGGACGUCGGCGUGGCGAUGCCGCCGACGGACGUGAUCGUCGGAUCAGUGCGCCUGACGUUCGUCCGCUGCGCCGCCGGGCCCGUCUCCACCCAACCGGCCAUGCUGGAUCAAUGCGUGCACAACUGCGCCUCUAGCCACCUCAGCUUCAUCGCUCUGGGUCUACUGUCGUCAGGGAGCGACACGUUCUACAACUGCAGCUGUGGCAGCGAGGACGGCUUUGGCGCGACGCUGCCGGCAGCGCGGUGCUCCGCGCGGUGCUGGCGCGGCCAGGAGGAGAUGGACAUGACGUGCGGCGGCCCGGGCGAGGCGUUCAGCGUGUACCAGACGCAGCAGGACGGGCCGGCCUCGACGCCGGCCGCGCGCGUCACUACCCAGCGCUCGACGCUCGGCCAGCACUGCGGCACACCCGAUCGCUGCUCGGGACUGGGCACACUUAUUAACGACUCGUGCUACGUGUCCAUACCCCUGAGCAGCAUUCCCGGAACGAACCAUGACAGCUACCCGGACGCCAAAAGCAAAUGUCAAGCGCGCGGCACCGACUGGCGGGUGUGGGCAGUCGACACGGAGGCAGAACUAGCCGCCAUCUACAAUAACUUCCUUCCGAACUGCGCGCAAGAUGCUCUGACGGUGGUGACCAGUGGUCUGGCGCAGGCGGACGGCUCGGUCCGGUGGGAUGGCUGGGAUUCGGCAGAACCGGCCGGCGACUGGCUGGUGAAGCAGGUCACUGGAACGUCCUCUGCCGGCAAUGUGAUUAUCAUUGAGGACAUCCUCAAACCAUACGGCAGUGAGACGCUCAAGUAUUCCCCGCCAAACGCACUGCCGGAGCUUGCGGUUUUCGUCGUCUGUGAAGCCGGGCUCCUGCAGACAACGACCGAUUCCACACCGACGAGCAGUCAGGCGACUACAAGCCGUCCGACGUCCACGGCCCUAUCGACGACCACGGCCCCAUCGACGCCCACCGCCAGCACACUGACCACGGCCAGUGGUCAGACGACCUCACCCACUAUGCCGACGACCUCACCCACUGCUCCACCAACCACACCUGAUUCUACCACACCUUCCGCUCAGUCCACAAUGCCGAGCUCGAGCUCACCCACGCCGCCGCCAUCCACGACGACCGCGACGCCCGACACCCCUGACAACACAAUCAACGACCUGAUCGAUAAACUCAACGGCACAGCGGGUGAAGACAUUAGCGGUCAGGACGUCAUCGACACGGUGGAUCAGCUGGGCAGCCUGCUGGAGCAGCAGCGGAACGUCACACAGGGCAUGGAUCAAGGCGACCGGCUCGUGAGCAACACCAAGUUUACCGAGGACAUGGUGCGGCUGGUGGACCUGACGCUGGGGGCCACCAACGCCUGGCUGUCUAACAUGACUGAGACUCAGCGUCAGGAUGCAUCGAAGAAGCUGAUGUCCAGCACCGAGAACACGGGCUUUCUGCUGGCCAAUAGUAUGGCAAAAACCGGCAGUGAUGACGUCAUCGAAAUGACGCAACCCAGCCUGGUGAUGUCUGCGAGCUCAGUCAGCAGACGGCACGACGGGAGCUUCAGGUUUCCGAGGUCGGCUGACGUCCAGUCGUGGAUCGAGCUGCCGGCCGGCUAUGCUUUGCUGGCGCCUGGCGCCGGUGACCGGCUGCCCCAGGUGGGCCUGCUGUAUCGCUCCGCCGUCCUGCCGUUCAUGCUCAGCCCGGCCGACAACAGCCUCGACGACUCCGAGAAGCGGCUCAACUCACCGGUGCUGGGCUUCUCGCUGGGCAGUGCCGGUCGGCAGGUGCGGUUCUCGGAGGUGGCCGGUGCUCGGCUGCGACUGCAGUACCGGCGGGCGGCGCGACAGCCGGCCGGCCGGCCGGUGUGGCGUACCCUGUACCCUGGCGAGCGGCCGGCCGCCGUCCCCGGCACGGCCGUCUGCGCCUACUGGAGCGAGCAUGACCUCGAAUGGCGGACAGAUGGGUGUCAGCUGAUGGGUAGCUCCUCCAGCGAUCACGCCACCUGCUCCUGUUCGCACCUCACCAACUUUGCCAUCCUGAUGGAUUACCAUGAAUACGUGGGCACACCACUGUCACUGAGCGUGCUGACCUGGCUGCUGGGCACACUCUCCGUCAUCUGCCUCAUCCUGACCUGGGUUGUAUUCACGUUCACCAGUCCUCCUCCAGAUGUACCCACCGCCGUCAGAUCGCUGCGCUGCUGCCGCACCACCAUCACACGCCACCUGUGCGCCACGUACGCCGCCGGCCUGGUGCUGCUGCUCACUGUCAUGGACCGCCACCUGGUCUACUUGGAGCCCAUCGCCUGCAGCCUCGCCGGCAUGGCCAUCCACUACUGCUUCCUCUCCGUGUUCGCAUGGAGCAUGGUGGAGGGCGUCCACUUGUACAAGGUGUUGCGACACGUGUUCGAACCCAAGAGUAACUCGAUGACCAGGUAUUACAUGUACGGCUACCUGGGCCCUGCGCUGAUCGUGAUCGUCACCAACACGGUGGCGCUGGGCACCGACCAGUACGCCUACGUCCGGGAUGAAUUUUGCUGGCUGAAGGUCCCCUAUUUCAUCUGGUUCUUCAAUGGCCCUCUGGCAGUUGUUUUGAUCAUGAACAUGCUGGUAGUGGUGCUCGCGUUCCGUUCGGCGGCAUCUCUAAAGGUGAAUCAGUUACGGGCCAAGAAGGAGCGCAUCAAACGGUGA